Messenger RNA from Aureobasidium pullulans EXF-150, 649 nucleotides. RefSeq lists its product as uncharacterized. The record is from RefSeq and is a predicted model, not a curated record. The transcript has a single exon. The coding region runs from base 103 to 576 and encodes 157 amino acids. NCBI's taxonomy places the organism in Eukaryota, Fungi, Ascomycota, Dothideomycetes, Dothideales, Saccotheciaceae.
CUCCAAGCUGGGGUACAUGAACUCGAGUAGGUGUCUGCGCAAAAAGCUUACAAAGCUCAUGACAAGGACGGCGGUGAACCAUGGGUACUGAAUAUCAUCCUCAUGCACGGAACAGCAGAGGUCAAGAUUUGGUCCAAACAUACUUGCUGCACUUGUCAUCUUGAACCUGCUCUACUCAUCCCUCACUUGAUGUCUCUUCAAGCCUCGUAUAUCGCUUGCGUGGCCCUCUUUCCCAAUGACAAACUCAAGAAUCUACAGAAACCCACGAUUGCGACACUUUUGCAAAACCCACGUUUGCCAGAUACAAUAAAAAAGUAUAUACCCGUACCUUGCUUGUUGAAACGACAAAGAUCUACCUUCUCCUUUUUGAGAAGAUCAGCUCGAGUUGUGGCUGAGAAAAUGGACCAGCCAGUUGUAGAGUUCAGCGGGAUGGCGUUUUUCGGGCCACCAAAGAUUGCUCAAAGAGAGUUUUUUCGAAAGAGAGUUUGUCUCGGCAAGAAGGCGUCGCACGCUAGUGGGAGGUCGAGUCCAGCUCUCACCAUAAUCUUCGUGAUGUUCAUGCUCAACAGUAGGUGAAGUUCGAGAACUUUUGCUUGGGAGAUUUGAUGGUGUUUGGUGAGGGUGAUCUGAAACGACUGCCUAUUUCAUG